AUGGCCAUCCUCUUUGCCCGCCAUGGCGCCAAGAUCGUCGUCGCUGAUGUCCAGGAAGAGCUGGGCCGCUCCGUCUGCAACGAUCUGACCGCCGCCGGUGGAUCCGCUAUAUUCGUGAGUUGCGACGUCGCCGUUGAAGACGACGUCCGUGCGGCCGUCGACGCCGCCGUGGCGGAGCACGGGAAGCUGGACGUCAUGUGCAAUAACGCCGCCGUCCUCGACUCGGUGAUGACCUCGAUCGUCGACCGCCAGGUGCUGGAGUUCGACCGUACGAUCGCCGUGAACCUCCGGGGGGCCUUUCUGGGCACCAAGCACGCCGCCAGGGUAAUGAUCCCCGCCCGCCGGGGUAGCAUCCUCACCACCGCUAGCGUCGCCUCCGUUCUCGGCGGCCUGGGGACCCCCGCCUACACCAGCUCGAAGCACGGCGUCGUGGGGCUCGCGAAGGCCGCAGCGGCGUCGCUGGGGGGGCACGGGAUCCGUGUGAACUGCGUGUCGCCGGCGUCCAUGCUGACCCCCAUGUCGACCAGUCAUUCAUCGGUACCCGUGGAGACCUUGGAGAAGAUCAACAGCUCCAUGAUGCCGCUCAAGGGCUCGACGCUGACGCCGGAGGACGUAGCGGAGGCGGCUCUCUUCCUGGCGAGCGACGAAUCGAGGUUCGUCAGCGGGCAGAACCUCGUGGUCGACGGGGCGUUAACCACGACUGGUCCGACGCUGGGCAACUCCAAGUUGUUCCCUUCAUAG
Spirodela intermedia is the source of this 741-nucleotide messenger RNA. The record is from the annotation of a GenBank genome assembly. NCBI's taxonomy places the organism in Eukaryota, Viridiplantae, Streptophyta, Magnoliopsida, Alismatales, Araceae.